AUGAACGUUCAUAUUUUUUUGUUACUGCUUUUUUGUGGUACAUUUUUAUGCAAAAAAAAUAGUAAUAAUGGCAAUUUUCGAAUUAUACACCAAAAUGGGACAAGAGGGAACAGAAAAAGAAAUGUAAAAUGUGUAAGAGAAAAGAAGCAAUAUAAUUAUAUACAUCCCAAUGAAAUUAGUAAAAAUAAAAAUGACAUCCGUUAUCAUCACUACAAUUUUCUUAUAACUACAUCCACACACAAAAAAAAACUGCUAGCCAAAAAAGAAAAAUCUAAAAGGCAAUAUAACCUUAACAGUUCAGGCGAAGGUUUUUCAAACACAGUCCAUAAUAAUGUUAAAAAAAACACAAACGAUUAUUCAGAAGAACAAUUACCAACAUAUCAUAAAUACAUUGAAAAUUUCAAAACAAGAAAAAUUAUUCAUCCAAGUAUAAGAAUAACAGAUCAUGAUAAAAAAUUUAUGAAAUGUAAAGAAAGUUAUAAUAAAUUAUAUUCACAUUUAACAGAGACUGAAUUAUUUGAAAAUUUUUCAUAUGUUGGUAGACAAAGAAAAGGUAUAUUAUCUCCAAAAUAUUAUUUACCAAAAUAUAUCGAAAGGCCAAAUUAUCACAAAACAGGUACACCUAUUUAUGUAAAUUAUGAAAAUAAUUCAAAAUCGAAGGAAUAUAUAUCAAUGAGAAAUAGUAAUAAUGGAACGGGGAAUAAAUAUGAAUAUGAUAAUGUAAAAACGGAUCAUGAUAUUGAAAUAAUUUCAAGAAAUUGCAAAUUUGCUAGAGAAUUAAUGGAUGAUAUAUCAUAUAUAAUAUGUGAAGGUAUAACAACAAAUGAUAUAGAUAUAUAUAUAUUAAAUAAAUGUGUAAAUAAUGGAUUUUAUCCCUCUCCAUUAAAUUAUCAUUUAUUUCCUAAAAGUUCAUGUAUAUCAAUAAAUGAAAUAUUAUGUCAUGGUAUACCAGAUAAUAAUGCUUUAUAUGAAAAUGAUGUUGUAAAGGUGGAUAUAAGUGUAUAUAAAGAUGGGUACCAUGCGGAUAUGUGUGAAAGUUUUAUUGUUCAAAAGAUUUCAAAAGAAGAAAAAAAAAAACGGAAAAAAAAUUAUGACUAUAUAUAUUUAAAUGAUAAACUUAGAACUAAGCAUACAAAGUACAUUCUAAAAUAUAAUUUCGAUUUAACAACAAAUAAAAUAGUCAAAAAGGGGAAAUACCCAUCUGUUAGAAAAGUUAGAUAUAAUCCACCAAAUUCGAAAGAACAUGAAAAUGAAUACAUAGAAGAAUAUGAUGACAAUACUAACCCUGUUUUGGGGGAAAGUCCAUAUGCCCAUAACUAUUAUACAUAUAAUGAUGGUCCAAAUAAUGUUUCUGAAAAUUAUGAAGACGAACUUGAAAAUUUUCAUCGCAGAUAUGAUGAAGAUUUUAUUUUUAAUCCAAAAAAAGGAGAAGUAUACAAUAAUCUUCAACAGUAUAUAUAUCAAAAGGGAAUGGAAACGGAUAAAAAUAGAAAAGAAAUGAAUAGAAAAUUUGAAUUUUUUGAUACAAGUAAGCAAGGUAUAGCGAAUAUGAAAAGAUUUAUGUUUGAAAAAAAUAGAGAUUUAAUUAAAACUGCUUAUGAUUGUACUAUGGAAGCUAUAAGUAUAUGUAAGCCGGGUGUUCCUUUUAAAAAUAUAGCAAAAGUUAUGGAUGAUUAUUUGAAAAAAAAAAAUAAUUCAUAUCAAUAUUAUUCUAUUGUCCCCAAUUUAUGUGGGCAUAAUAUUGGGAAAAACUUUCAUGAGGAACCUUUUAUUAUACAUACAUUAAAUGACGAUGAUAGAAAAAUGUGUGAGAACUUAGUUUUUACAAUCGAACCAAUUAUAACGGAGCGUUCUUGUGAUUUUAUUACUUGGCCCGAUAACUGGACAUUAUCAAAUUCAAGGUAUUAUUAUUCUGCACAAUUUGAGCACACCAUACUUAUCACAAAAAAUGGGGCCAAAAUUCUUACACAAAAAACAGACACAUCUCCUAAGUAUAUAUGGGAGGAGGAUGGAAAUUAG
This is a messenger RNA of Plasmodium vinckei vinckei, 2019 nucleotides long. Its product is annotated as methionine aminopeptidase 1c, putative. The transcript has a single exon. The record is from RefSeq and is a predicted model, not a curated record. Lineage: Eukaryota; Apicomplexa; Aconoidasida; Haemosporida; Plasmodiidae. The coding region runs from base 1 to 2019 and encodes 672 amino acids.